AUGUCCUCCAGACAGAAAAGACAGUCUUUAUCUGAGGCACCAUACCGGCCUCAUUAUAACUCUACGAGCCUUCCAAGUACUUCUCGUCGCAGCUCACGACGUAGCACAUUGUUGAUACCUAAAUCUCCAAGCAAUGGCAUGGGUGAGGGUGAUGUUAACGAAUCGCCUCAUGAUUUCGAUAAAACUAUCACAACUCUGAAGUCAGCAGCGGAAUCUGUAACGGUUCGAGUUUGGCAAGAGACAGCAGACGAACAAGCACGGGCGAUUCAAGCUAUGAGGUCUACGAUUGAUAUCAAAGAUUCGCGAAUUCAAAAGAUGAAUCGAAAGAUAGGGAGACGGGAUAAGACUAUAGGUAAAUUGAUGAGACGAUUAGACCGCACCAAAAUAGCACUCUCGAAAGCAGCCUGGCCAAAGUUUGAAGCAACGAUGGGGAUGGGAAUCGAGGAUGAGGAGAGAAUGAGCAUGUUGAGGAGCAAAACACCGACUUCAGCAAGUGGGCUUUGCACAGAAUGCGGAGAGAAUUGUUCUCGUUUGAUAAAAGAGAACCAACAAUUGAGAGAUCGAUUAUAUGAGGUCGAUGGGUUAUGUAUAAGACUCAGAAGUGAGUGUAGCAAGUUGGAUAUCAAAAUUAGGGGACUCGAGAGGAAGUGA
Messenger RNA from Botrytis byssoidea, 651 nucleotides. RefSeq lists its product as uncharacterized. The transcript has 2 exons. The record is from RefSeq and is a predicted model, not a curated record. NCBI's taxonomy places the organism in Eukaryota, Fungi, Ascomycota, Leotiomycetes, Helotiales, Sclerotiniaceae. The coding region runs from base 1 to 651 and encodes 216 amino acids.